AUGGCAAGACUGACUGAUGAUGCUGACUUCGAUGCCGGCGAAACGUCUGGGAAUGUACCAAGUCCACGUUCUGAUGAUGGCAAUCAUGAUAACUACUAUGAUAGAGGAUUUCGGACAAGUUGCGAUCAGGGUUUCCUAUCGUUGAUCUCCGUUCCUUCCACAUGUGUCCAGCUGCCCUCUCUACAUGUGAUUGUCAAUUCUGCCUUGCUCAACAAGCUUCUCCGUAUAACUGGCCGGUCGGGUCGUGUCCAACAUCAGUUGUGCAUGUUCAUGCAAUCAAUACCGACGUGA
Molecule: messenger RNA, 291 nt
Organism: Protopolystoma xenopodis
Lineage: Eukaryota; Metazoa; Platyhelminthes; Monogenea; Polystomatidea; Polystomatidae
Source: the annotation of a GenBank genome assembly